Messenger RNA from Pseudogymnoascus destructans, 1908 nucleotides. RefSeq lists its product as uncharacterized. Gene Ontology annotation, biological process: DNA-templated transcription initiation; RNA polymerase II preinitiation complex assembly. The coding region runs from base 1 to 1908 and encodes 635 amino acids. Gene Ontology annotation, cellular component: transcription factor TFIID complex; SLIK (SAGA-like) complex; SAGA complex. The transcript has 2 exons. Gene Ontology annotation, molecular function: TBP-class protein binding; DNA binding; protein heterodimerization activity. The record is from RefSeq and is a predicted model, not a curated record. Lineage: Eukaryota; Fungi; Ascomycota; Leotiomycetes; Thelebolales; Thelebolaceae.
AUGAACGGCUUCCAGAAUCCCCAAGGGCAGCAGCCGCCCCAGCAAUCACCCCAGCAGUCUCUCCAACAACCUCCCCAGCAGCAACAGCCCCAGCAGCAGGCACAACCUCGCCCUAUGCUCUUCAAGCCGGAGCACAUGCGCGCGCUCCCUGAUAAAUUCAGCAUAGAAGAGAAGAAGAAAUGGGAGAAUGGUCUGGCGAUGCUGUACCGACAGAUAGAGGCGAACCCGCCCGACACCCAGGCGCAUCGUGAUGCGGCAAAGAAAAUCCGCGACUUCUCUGUGACUCUACAUAAUAAGAUGCAGGCGACUGCGAACCGUCCACAGGCCAACCCAAAUCAGCAGCGACCACCUAGUCAGGCUCCAUCACAGCAGUCGCAACCUGAUGGUUCUGCACCUCCGUCCCAGCCUCAAGCACCCGCCCAAACUGCCCCAGCGAGGCCUCCUGUAUCCGAAAACAUGCGAAACCAUGUGAAUUCAUUCCCAUACGUUGCGCCAUCAACCUUGGGCCCUGCGGAGGCGGCACAGUGGAUCCAGGAGAUAAAGGGAAAAUACCUGAAGGCGCUUCUUACGAUGGAGAACACGGCGGGAGGACUCAAACGACUUGAGGCCCAGGUGGCUGUGAGGACACAAGGCGGGAAACCCUUAACACCAGAGGAGCAAAAGGAGCUCCAAAUCAAAAAGGAGGCGUUCCAAAAGAACCACGGCGAUGCCAAGCGCUUCGUUGAUCAGUUCCGGAGACAACAGUCAGAUGCAGCAGCACAAGCACAAGCAGGUGGCUCGCAAGCCCAGCAGCAGCCCUCCCACCCACCGCAAGGAAUCGCAGUCCCUCCCCGUCCAACAAUGAACAUCCAACAGCCCGCACAAAGCCAAGCGAUGGCGCAAACCGAAGCGGUGCAGGCCGCGAUGCAAGCAGCGCGAAACCAGCAGGUCAACGGCGGCCGUCCCAACGCCCCGCCCCCAAACCAGCAAAGCGAGCUACAACAACAAAACCAGAGUCAGCCCAUAAACGCAGCAAACGCGGCCGCCAUGCCCCCAUCCCAAAAUGCGCAAGGUGGUGAUGGUGGUGGUGGUGCAGCCAUAAAAUCGGAAAGCGCGACUGCUGGUGGCAGCCUUCCCCACGUCAACACCGCGCUCGCGACAGCCCCGCAUAUCCAGCAGAUGCAGAACCGUCAACCUGCGCAGAAUUCACCACAAUCUGCAGUCCCGCCAUCAGUGACGUCUGUUGGUCCCCCCAAGCCGCUCACGCACUCUGAUGCGGUUGCGCAGGCGGCGCGCACGUAUUCUAGUAGUCAGACUACGGGACAGGCGAGCGUGAUGGCUAGCCACUCGCACCCGCCUUCGCUACCGCGCGAUGCGCCGAAUAUAAAGACGAACCUGAUGCCGAUUCCGAAGGUUCUUCCUCCACGCGCUACGGAGUCGCCACAUCCGAUGCAGAUGCCUCCAACGCGGCCUACGUAUUCGGGGGGGCCUUCGGGGAGUGGGAGUGGACUUAUGCAGCAGCCUGUUAUGCAGAAGGCGCCUGGGUUUAAUGUUGAGGGGGAUGCGGAGAGGGUGCUUAAUAAACGGAAGUUGGAUGAGCUUAUUCGACAGGUUACUGGAGGAGGAGAAGGUCUGGAUAAUUCGGAGGGCCUUACCCCGGAAGUUGAAGAUUGCGUCCUCUCCGUCGCCGACGAGUUCGUCGACCAAGUCAUCACGGCCGCUUGCAAGUGCGCCAAAGCCCGCGGCUCCAAGACCCUUGAGAUCCGCGACAUCCAGCUCAUCCUCGAGCGCAACUACAACAUCCGCAUCCCCGGCUACGCGUCCGACGAGAUCCGCACCGUGCGCAAGUUCCUGCCGGCGCAGGGGUGGAUUGCUAAGAUGAGCGCGGUGCAGGCGAGUAAGGUUACGGGGGGGAAGGCGGAUUUGUGA